GUGGCAGCGGAAGGCGGAGGUAGGAGGCACUAUGGCAGGGGGUUGGGCCGGAUUCUCGGAGCAGGAGCUUCGGCGGCUUCAGGGGCAUCGCAAAGAUCCACAAGGGCCUUCAGUAAACAAAAACCACCAAUGUCUGCAGCAGAAAAAGGCACCUCAGAAGACAGAAGAAAUAUUGGAAUUGUCAGAUGGAGCAGCAUUGUUGCCUCUGGAGAAGGCUGAGCAACAGGAAGCCAGAAAUCAACAAGUGGAAGUUGAACAGUCUUGUAAUAGUGGUCCAGUUGCAGCAACAAGUAAUCAGCUUGUGAAAAAGAAAAUGGAAUUGCAGGAGAAGUCUCGGUGGGAAAUCCUUCAACAAGAGCAGAAACUGAUGGAAGAAAAAAAUAAACGCAAGAAGGCUUUCCUUGCUAAAGCAGUUGCUGAAAGAUCUAAAAGAACUCAGGCUGAAACAGUUAAAUUAAAGCGAAUCCAAAAGCAGCUCCAAGCUUUAGAUGAUAUGGUAUCUGCUGAUAUUGGGAUCCUGAGAAAUAGGAUUGAUCAGGCAAGCUUGGAAUAUGCAUGUGCUCGGAAACGUUAUGAUAAAGCAGAAUCAGAAUAUGUGGAUGCAAAACUGGAUCUCCAAAAGAAAACGGAAGUCAAAGAACAACUUGCAGAGCACUUGAGCACAAUCAUACAGCAAAAUGAACUCCGAAAGGCAAAGAAAUUGGAGGAGUUAAUGAAAGAACUGGAAGUAGAAGCUGACGAAGAGAACCUGGAACUGGAGACAGAAGUAGAGCAAAUGUUGCAACAGCAGGAAGCAGAAGCUAGAAGGCAAGAGAUCGAGACACAAAAGCUUGCUCCAGCUGAGGUGCAGAAUGCAGAUCCCCAGACUUUGAGUAAAGGACAUGAGAAAGAGAACCUUAGAAAUGUUAAUGGAGCAGCUUAGAAGUUCCCAUACAGAUGAUCAAAGUCACACAGUAAACUCUGUUUCUGAAAGAAAUUAUGAUUCAUCUGGAACAUGUCUGAUAACAUUAUUUUUGGUAUUUGAUGUCAUAAGAAGCACUGUCAUAUAAUCACAAGAAGCCUCUGAGUUUAUACAGUUUUCUAGUCUGUAUUAUUAUUAAAAUACCUUUGUGUGUGGGUGUAUGUGUAUUUGUGUGUGAGAGAGCGCAUGUGUGGGUGUAUUAUAUAUACAAAUGAUCUCUUUUCCUUGUCUACCUUCUUCCUUUUCACUGAGAAACCUGCAUGUGAUCCCUUAUGAAGGGGGAAGGGUAAUGUUACCUACAUAACAUUUAAAGUAUAAAACACCAUGCCAGUAGGAGUAAGGCAUUGUGUAUAUCUUACAUGAAAAUCUCACUAAAUCCUAUGUUAUUGGCUUAGACACACUCCUCUAUUAAAAAACUUAUUUUUCAGUGCUCAUGAAUAUAAAAGGAUAUAGCUGAGCAAAUCAGGAGAAAAUCUGAUUCUCCCAACUGCCAAAUAUUUUCUAUCCUUGUAAGUGAUUCUGUAAAAGAAAAUGGUUGGGCCAUUAAUAAAUUAAGUAUGUUUCUGGACUAAACCUAAUUACUGAGCAAUAAAAGGGGAAAUACCUUCCAAUAUUUUAAAUAUAUUAUUAAUUGAAGUAUAAACAAAUAUUUAAUAGAUAGGAAACAAAACACUUUUAAACUCAUACUUGGAUUUUCAAGAUUCUCUAGUGAUUUUAUUAUUUCCCCUUUUUAUUUUCUUCAUCUUUUCAUGUUUCUCUACCAUUCAUGUAUUGUUGUAGUGCUAAUCCUUUAUCCUUACUUGCAUAAUCAACACAUGCCAAAUUUCAAAAUGUCCCCAUUUCCAAAAUUGGGUUAGUUUUUCUUGUAUUGCUAUGUUAUGCAAUUAUUGGAUAAUUUUUGAUGUGUGCCAUCAUGCCCACAGUAUAAAAAUUACAAUAAAGGUUAUCUUAUCUUAUCUUAAAAUACU
Molecule: messenger RNA, 1929 nt
Organism: Protobothrops mucrosquamatus (brown spotted pit viper)
Lineage: Eukaryota; Metazoa; Chordata; Lepidosauria; Squamata; Viperidae
Gene: GORAB
Product: golgin, RAB6 interacting
Exons: 5
Coding region: 32-922 (296 amino acids)
Biological process (GO): non-motile cilium assembly
Source: RefSeq, a predicted model, not a curated record